AUGUGCACGGGAGUGACAGCGGGUGCUUACAUUCUUACACUAUUUGCUAGGAAACGUGUUCUUGGGUUGAUACUUGUAUCCCCUCUUUGCAGAGCACCCUCUUGGACUGAAUGGUUCUAUAACAAGGUGAUGUCAAAUUUGUUAUAUUUUUACGGAAUGUGUGCAUUGCUUAAAGAGCUUUUGCUUCAACGUUACUUUAGCAGGGAAGUUCGCGGUAAUAUAGAAGUUCCAGAGUCCGAUAUAGUUCGAGCAUGCAGAAGAUUGCUAGAUGAAAGGCAUGGAUCAAAUUUGAUGCAAUUUCUUCAAGCAAUUAAUGGGAGACCUGACCUUACCGGCGGGCUGAAGAGGCUCGGCUGUCGAACCUUAAUAAUCGUCGGCGAUAGCUCACCAUUUCAUUACGAGGCCGUAUACAUGGCAUCCAAGUUGGAUAGAAGAUUUAGUGCCUUAGUUGAGAUAGGAUGCUUGUUUGUGCAGGUGCAGGCUUGUGGCUCAAUUGUGACAGAAGAACAGCCACAUGCAAUGCUGAUACCUAUGGAGUACUUCUUCAUGGGAUCUGGGUUGUACAGGCCUUGCUAUUUGAGUGGCAGUCCAAGGAGCCCCUUAAGUCCAUCUUGCACCUCGCGUCUCACAUCUCGCCGGAGCUCCUCUCUCCGGAGAGCUCGGGUUUGA
This is a messenger RNA of Hibiscus syriacus, 669 nucleotides long. Its product is annotated as protein NDL1-like. Lineage: Eukaryota; Viridiplantae; Streptophyta; Magnoliopsida; Malvales; Malvaceae. The transcript is spliced from 7 exons. The record is from RefSeq and is a predicted model, not a curated record. Bases 1 to 669 code for a protein of 222 amino acids.